Parasteatoda tepidariorum (common house spider) is the source of this 393-nucleotide messenger RNA. The record is from RefSeq and is a predicted model, not a curated record. NCBI's taxonomy places the organism in Eukaryota, Metazoa, Arthropoda, Arachnida, Araneae, Theridiidae.
AUGCCUUUAAGAAAUUUGGAUCCACCUGCAUUGUGUAAUGGAACAAGAUUGAUUGUGAAAAAAUUGAUGCCCAAUGUUAUUGAAGCCAUGAUUAUAACAGGACAUUCAACAGGAAAUAGUGUGCUUAUUCCUCUCAUCCCCUUCAUAUCUUCAGACUUUCCGUUUCAGUUUAAACGACUUCAGUUUCCUGUUCGACUUUGUUUCGCGAUGAGUAUAAGUAAAUCUCAGGGACAAUCUUUAAAAGUCGUUGGUCUUGACUUGCAGAACCCUUGCUUUUCACAUGGACAGCUUUUUGUUGGCUGCUCAAGAGUUGAUGAUGAAAAGAACUUAUAUUUAUUGGCACUAAAUGGAAAAACUAAAAAUAUUGUUUAUAAAGAAGUUUUACAAGAAUAG